This is a messenger RNA of Dichomitus squalens LYAD-421 SS1, 762 nucleotides long. RefSeq lists its product as uncharacterized. Lineage: Eukaryota; Fungi; Basidiomycota; Agaricomycetes; Polyporales; Polyporaceae. The transcript has 3 exons. The record is from RefSeq and is a predicted model, not a curated record. The coding region runs from base 1 to 762 and encodes 253 amino acids.
AUGUCAAGCGCGUCCGCAACACCCGUACCGGACCCGGAUGCCAGUCCAAAGCGCGUCCGGAGGACCAUCAUCGCCACUGGGCCUCCACCAUCCAUCACUAGUCACUACUCCACUGGUCCCUCGUCGACUCACUGCACUACCACCAUGUUCUCUAAGACUUCUUCUAGCUCAUACCCUGCCCAGAUGAACUCGGCAGAUCGCACCGUCACCAUCACUCUGCCAACGUCCCCCCAUCCCAACCCGAGCCAAGCGGCCGAGAUUGCGGCAUUUCAGUAUCAGCAAGAGCUGCUCGCUGAUUUCUUCAGUGGGGGUGCCGCUCCCCGUCCUCGCCCUCCUCCGCCCGCCUCUUCGUCCGACCACUCUUCGCAAAUUACCUCGCAGGCGAGCUCGUAUGGCAGUACAGGGAAGAAGUCCAAGUGGGGCAGCGUGCUCGUUGAGCGCGACGCCGCCAAAGUAAAAGCGAGUGCGGUCACGAACGUCUAUCCUGAACCCACGACGCUCUCGAAGCGCAUGUUCCAGUUUGGAUUCGCAUGCCCCUUGCUGUGGCUCAUCGGCGCUGUCUUUCUCUUUCGUCCUCCCAGGCCGCGCAUCGAACACGAAGGCCUCCCGGUGAACUCCGCGGAGGAGCGCGGGCGGCGCAUCGCGGUGUAUGAGCUGGCCGAGGAGAGAUGGGCGCGGCGCUGCUUGUGGGCAUCGGUGGCUACUGUCGUGAUCGUGUCCGCCGUGGUUAUCGGGGCUGUGUUGGGUACACGGAGCCAUUAA